GCUGACCUGACCGAGUGCACCUCCACCUUUCCACUACCCCCCGCACAGUGCACACGCAGUUCGCACCCACGCCCCCCGCAGGCCGGAGGAGCCAGCCGCGAUGGCGCAGCAGCCCCCGCACCGGCACGCCAAGACGGACUCGGAGGCGACGUCCAGCAUGGCGGCGGCCUACUACGUGCAGUCGCCGAGCCACGACGACGGCGAGAACAAGACGGCCGCGUCCUCCUUCCACUCGUCCCCGGCGGCGUCCCCGCCGCGGUCGCUGGGCCGGGCGUCAAGGGACUCCUCCUCGUCCUCCCGCUUCUCCUCCGCCAAGGCCGCCUCCUCCUCCGUCGCUGUCCCCGUCCCCGGCGCCGGCGCCGGCGGGCGGCGGCGCGGCAGCCCGUGGAUGAAGGAGGCGGCCAUCGAGGAGGAGGGUCUCCUCGGCAUGUCCGACGACGACGACGGCGACGGCACCAGCCGCGGCGCGCUCAGCGCGAUCCCUAAGAGGGCGCGCUACGCGCUGGGCUUCGCGGGCGCCUUCCUCGCGCUCUUCUUCCUCUUCGCGCUCGUCCUGUGGGGCGCCAGCCGCGCCCAGCGCCCCGUCGUCACCCUGCGCUCCGUCACCUUCCACCGCUUCGUCGUCCAGGCCGGCACCGACGCGUCGCUCGUGCCCACCGAGAUGGCCUCGCUCAACGCCACCGUCGCCCUCGCCUUCCGCAACGCCGGCACCUUCUUCGGCGUCCACGUCUCCGCCGACCCCGUCACGCUCCACUACACCCAGCUCCAGCUCGCGUCGGGCGAUAUCAAGUAUUUCUACCAGCCGCGGAAGAGCCAGCGCGGGCUGGCGGUGGCGGUGGUGGGCGACAAGGUGCCGCUGUACGGCGGCGGGUCGGGCCUGAGCAGCACCGCGACGACGCUGCCGCCGCCCAGGAAGCGCGCGCCGGCGGUGGUGGUGCCGCCGCCGCCCGUGCCGCUGCAGCUGGCGGUGCGGCUGCGGUCGCGCGCGUUCGUGCUGGGCAGGCUCGUCGCCCCCAAGUUCUACACCGAGGCGCGGUGCCGCGUCACCAUGGACCAGACCAGGCUCGGCAGGCCCGUCUCCCUCGCCAAGGCCUGCACCUACACCCACUAGCUAGAGCGAAAGCGAAACACGCGCGCGCGCGCGCCUGCUGCCCUCGCCGUUUUGUUCUUCACUUGAGUUCUCUCUCCGUCGUCGUUAUACUACUACUACCGCCUGCGUGUGCUUGCGUGCGUGCGUUACAUUUGGAUGCAUGGGGCCAUUGUUGCUCGGUUGUUGUCAUGUAUGUACAGAGGAUUUCUUUUUUUU
Zea mays is the source of this 1306-nucleotide messenger RNA. RefSeq lists its product as uncharacterized. Lineage: Eukaryota; Viridiplantae; Streptophyta; Magnoliopsida; Poales; Poaceae. The transcript is spliced from 2 exons. The record is from RefSeq and is marked predicted. The coding region runs from base 101 to 1111 and encodes 336 amino acids.